UCGCGCUGCGAUUUAGUUCACCUUUCAACCUGCUAUCGCCUUCGACCAAACUGCUUCUUGCCUUGGUUGCUGGUUUAACGUAUUCUUGAAUUAUAUUUCUUCAACGACUUUUGAUCUUUCAAUAUGGGUCCUAAAAAGGGAGUUAAGUUGAGCCUGGGCUCUUUCUUAGCCGAUGAGACUUUCGGAUCAUGGGCUGAUGAUAUGGUUGAGGACUUGCCUCCUAUUCCUUCGAGCAUGGGCAACGAUCGCUACGGCAACUCAUCGAACGACCGUUACGGCGACCGCGCUGAUCGCGGUGAAAGAUUCGGCAGUGGUGCGCCCGACCGCUACGUUCCCCCCUCGCGUCAAGAGCGUCCAGAGAGAGACUUCAACGAUCUGAGCCGAGGAAGCAAAUUCGAGAGCUCUGAGCCCCUCCGCGAUGGUCCGCGUGAUGAGUACAGACGCCAGGAGCGCGAGCCGCUGCCUAUCCCCGACGAGCCUCCUUUCACUGCUUUCAUUGGAAACCUUGCGAACGAAGCUGUCGACGAGGACCUUACUGCGUUCUUUGACGGAUUCCCGAUCAAGACUGUGCGCGUCAUUCGCGACCGCAUGGAGCAGCCAAAGGGAUUUGCUUAUGUCGAGUUUGAGGACAGAGAGGCUCUGGAGAAGGCGUUGGACAGAACUGGCGAGGAGAUUCUGAACCGCCCUGUCAGAAUCAACGUUGCUGACUCACCCAAGGAUGACCGUACAACCGGAGAGUGGAGAAAGAAGCCGUCUGACGGCAAGGUUCGCGAUUUCGGCAACUGGGAGCGCCGUGGCCCUCUCCCGGUGCCCGUCGAGGACCGACGCACGAGCUUCGGCAGCCGUUCGUCGUCCGGCUCGCGCUCGAACCGCGACAGCGCCGAGCCCGAGAACCCGCGCUCGUUCGACAACUGGCGCGGCCCACGAAACCCAGAGCCCGAGCGGAUGUUCCGCAGAGGCCGCACGCCCGAGCAGAACGACGGCGCGGACCAGCGCCCUGCUCCUACCGAGCGCAAGAGACUGGCACUCAAGCCGCGUACCGUGCCCGUUGAGGCUGCGGCUGCUCCGGCGCCUGCGCCCGUCACCAAGAGCAAGUCGAACCCGUUCGGCGGCGCUGCGCCUGUCGACACUGCGAAGAAGUUGGCCGAGAUCGAGCAGCGACUGGCCCAGAAGGAGGCCGAGCGCCGGCAAAAGCAGGCCGACGAGGCGAAGGAGCGCGAGGAGCGCGAGGCGGCGGCUGCUGCUGCGGCUAAGGCUGCUGCCGAGGAGACCGAUCGGGCGAUUAUGGCGCACCGAAAGACUGGUGACCACGCUCCGUCUGCUAUUGCUGCUGCUUCGCCUGCUCCUGUCGAGGAGAAGAAGGAGGAGUCCCCCGCGCCCGCGCCUCCCAAGAAGACGUUUGACGUUCUGCGCACUGCUGCUGCGGCCGAUGACGACUUUAUCCCGGAUGACGAGGACGAGGAGGCCGCUGCGGAGGAGGAGAAGAAGGAGACUGUUGAGGAGACACCUGUCCAGCAGGCUGCUGACGAGGCUGCUGACGGCGAUGACUGGUCGGUUGUGUCGAAGCCCGCGAAGAGAACCAACGGCAAAUAAGUCAUCGGUCACUAAACGAUUGAUUGGGCCUUUGGGAUGAGACGAGAAUGACAUGUUUACUCUGAGAAAAGAAUAUCACCGAGAUGGAUCGCAUGCUUAAUUGGAUGAAUGGGGGGCGGAGAUGACGCGCUUCGUCUACUUGUCUGGAUUUCUUAUUUCUUUCUUUCAUUUGCUUGAUUGUAGUUUUAUAUCUCUCUGCUUUUUAUUUCCUACUUUAUUUUACUAUUCUUGAUUACUUUAUGUGGUAUAUAAAAGUUCUAUCUAGUUUUUUCUACCGAUAUCGCGACGAGUACUACCGACGACUGUAGCAAGCCUGCCCUGUAGAAUAACCUGCUAGUAUAUUGGAAUAGUAGAGAUAACCGAGACUAUUUGAAGGAUAUAGUGAAUAGUUAUCAGAACAGUCCCUGGUUGAUG
This is a messenger RNA of Myxozyma melibiosi, 2007 nucleotides long. RefSeq lists its product as uncharacterized. The coding region runs from base 124 to 1593 and encodes 489 amino acids. Lineage: Eukaryota; Fungi; Ascomycota; Lipomycetes; Lipomycetales; Lipomycetaceae. Gene Ontology annotation, cellular component: nucleolus. Gene Ontology annotation, molecular function: RNA binding. The record is from RefSeq and is a predicted model, not a curated record. The transcript is spliced from 8 exons.